UACACCGUAGAUUUCUGCUUACUUCACAAGGUCAAUAUUCUCUAGGGUUUAUUAUUUUUAUGUUUUUAAUUUUGGUUUAGAAUAAGUUAAGAUCUGAAGAGGGAAUCAAAUUGAUUAUGAUCGAUGAAAAUGUCGGAGAAUAAUGAAUCAAAUGGUCCGGAUAAUUCUGAAUCAUCAGUUAGUCAGGAAGAUGAGGCUGCGAGUGUUUUGCAAUUUGCUGAUGGUAAAGAUGAUUUGUUUGUUGAUGCACCGGAUGAUUUAGAUGAUUCUAGAAGUGCUGAUAAUAGAGAACUAGUUGCGAGUAAUGAAGCUGAAACCUCGGUUUCUGAGGAAGACCUUGAUGAUAUUAAGAGGGAGAAUCACCACCUUGCUGGAAUUGAAAAUGGGGCAAGAGAUGAUCACUUGGUGGCUGAGCUGGAACGUUUGCGUGAUUUGUUGGAUAAGACGGUUGAUGAGAAAGAUAGUAUCGAAAAGGAAUACAAGGAAGAAAGAAAGACCCUUGUGAAAGAACUUGCUAAUCUUCGUCACCAGCUUAAGGUUUUGACUGGAAAAGAGUUGUUUCCAGGUGACAGUGAUGAUGGUGGGUUUGAACAAGGGGUUGGUGAAAGUGAGAAAAAGACUGAGGUGGUAGAUGCCCCGUUGCAUGAGUUGAUGAGUGAAUGCUCAGAGUUUCUUAGAAGUGCUCUGAAUUUGCGGACACAGAGUGAGAAUGCUAUUCAGGAACUCAAUGCAGUUCUUCAUAUGAAGGAUCAAGAGAUUCAGGAUCUCAAUGCAAAGGUUACUGAGCUCUCUGUUUCACAAGCUGGCACGGCAUCUGAGGUUCAGCUUGAGAGGGAUCAGUAUGUUGAGGCUGUUGCAGAUAGGAUGUUGGCUUAUCUUGCAACGGUAGUCAAUCAAGAGGAAUUAUUGGAUUAUUCAAUUGUUGGGAAAAUCACUAAUGUUGAGAAAAGCACUUAAUUGUUGAUUGAGAAGUAUAAUCAGAU
Molecule: messenger RNA, 983 nt
Organism: Pistacia vera
Lineage: Eukaryota; Viridiplantae; Streptophyta; Magnoliopsida; Sapindales; Anacardiaceae
Exons: 3
Coding region: 124-957 (277 amino acids)
Source: RefSeq, a predicted model, not a curated record